Molecule: messenger RNA, 2802 nt
Organism: Bactrocera neohumeralis
Lineage: Eukaryota; Metazoa; Arthropoda; Insecta; Diptera; Tephritidae
Biological process (GO): centrosome duplication; regulation of cytokinesis; centriole replication
Cellular component (GO): centriole
Molecular function (GO): protein binding
Source: RefSeq, a predicted model, not a curated record
UUCGUGAAAGUAUUGGAGCAUCGUAAAUGCAGUUUCGGCUGCAUGCGUCCACAGAAUGAUAUAAAUUUGAAAGAGUUAACUAGUAUUACACUGCGAAAAUUAGAAUUCUAAAUUCAACGUUCAUAUUACUAAUUCAAUUAACAACCAAGAAUCGGAAUUUUCAGUGCGAAAAAAGAAAAUAUACAUAUAUCUAUGGUUAUAAUAAUGGAAGAUAUUAAGUCAGAUAUUAUAAGCGCAGCAGCCACUACGCGCAUAAACCCGAUAUUUGCCCCCUCUAUAUCUGCAGCAAAGUUUGUGUCGGUGUUCCGCAUCGAUGGAGUUCCUAUUAUACCGCCAUUGAUGACGGCCGACAAGCGACCACAAAUGCAGAAAUUAAAAGAAAAGGCAAUUAAAAUAGAGCAACGUUUAGAGGAAAAUCGACAUAGGAAACAGAGAUAUAAUUUGGAAUAUGGCGCAGAGCUUGAAGAAUUAAAAGAAAAUAUAGAUGUUAUAGAUAAUAAAAACAAAAGUAGUAACUGCAGUUUAUCUGAGCAUUUAAUAGAACUUGAUGCCCCGUAUAUGUUACUUUCAGAUAUUCUGACACAAAAUGAAAAUGAAUCGAAGUUAUCUACGCCCAAUCAGAAUCGCGCGAAAAUAACUCGUCAAACUGCCGGUGAAUGUAGUGAAUUUAAUGUUCAAAUGCAACAGUCGAACUCUUUGGAAAUCAAUCUUAUGCACCGUAUGCAGAAGCUACAAAAAUCAGAAACUUUGAUUUACGACCAUCGUUCUAAUACAAUCAUCAGUCCUUUAACAGAGGACGAAGUGCAAAUCUUCCAACAACAACAGCAACAAAUAAAUUUGGAUCAUCCAGAUGAAAAGUCAAUUGGACAAAAAGUUGAAUUGACAAAAGGUGAAAACGCAAAUAUAAAUUGUGCUGCACGUCAGAAAUCGGAAAAGGUUCUAAAGAAAAUUCCAUCAAUAUGUAUUGAUCCACCAAGACCAAUAAAUAGUUCGCGUUCAUUUAUUGAUACUCUAAAACAACAAAAUAGUAUUGACGCUAUAAAUGUGAAUAAACAAGAAACACAUAAAAAAAGUUUGAACAAAUCAUUGCAGGAUGAAAUAAGUUCAGACGAAAGCUUCAACUGCAUGGAGUCCACCAAAAAUCGCGAGCGAGAUUUGAAAACUCAUCACAAAGUAACGAACAUCACCAGCAAAAUCCUUAAGUUUGAAAAUUUUACCGUAACAGACACGAAAACGGACAAGCCCAAGUGCUCUAAUAUAAAGCCACCGCAGAGAUCGGCAACAAGUCCAUCAUUGAAGUCAUUACUAUCCGAGAGAACGCAGUCCAAAAUUAAAUCUCUGGACGUUAGCCUUACAACGCAAAAUGAAAACCAUUUAGUCCGCUCAAACUCCUUUACACUAGAUUACCCUUCGAAAGCAUUAAUUGAACACAUUCGUCAACAACAAGUACCUAAUGACGUUUAUCCCACCAAACGUUCCAAUUUGUUUUCUAUGAGCUCCACACGCGACACUGUCGAAUCAAAAGCGAAACGUGUGCAAAAAGUCGAUCUUAAUCCACGCGCACAACCAAUGCGCUUACAACUAAAGCCUUCAAUCACAAAUACUACAAGUCCAUCCUCAACACACCAUUCAGGCGCUAAAAGUAAACGUUCACCUUAUGAGCAAAAACUAAUUAAACCGAAAAUUGGACGUCAGCUGAAAAAAUCUAUUUUCGGUACAACCGCUAUCAAACAAAUGAAACCCACACCUUCGAUGCCAAGCAUACAAACUGCUAAAGUGACCACAGAAAGUGCACGCGAACGCGCAGCAGGCAAUCAACAAUACAACGGUAUUUAGUAUGAACACCGUCAAAAAUUUCUCGAGUUAUUGGCGCAACAAAAACGUGAACAACAACGUAUGCAGCAGGUAUUCGAAGAGCAACAAAGGUAUUUGCUAGAACAGCUGACAAAUAAAAUAGGCAAUGUACAAAUACAACAUGCUGUAGAUCAUGUGAACAACAAAAGAGUUAACAGUAGUUACCAUGGCUCGGUAGAAAAUUCACCAACAGCAAGGUCAGACUGUGCUGAAUCAAUGAGUGCGGACAGUUGUGUCGCAGCAAAUUCUUUGGACUUGAUGUCAGGUGCAAUCCAACUACCAUCGUUGGAACUAUCAAUCGGCCCAUCAACAUUGCCGGCGAGAUCGCAAAGCAGUAACUGCACCCCUCGACGACGGCUCUUUUCACACGACCUCUCACCAACAGCUUCAAACAGAAGUGUGUCGAUUAGCAGCAACCACAGUGGAGUAACUAAUAAUGUUGGGCGCUCAAAUGGCACAACUAGUGGAGCGUCAAGUAGUCGCCGCCAAUCGUUGAUUACGAGCACAUCCGUAGAAGCUGAGCGACGAGCGUCUGCUGCGACCAAGAUCAAUGUGUAUGUACGCGGUUAUUUAGUGUGUCGUCUCUUUCAAACGGAACAAGUUCAGCGUGUAGUACAAACCAUCAAAGAUACAUUAAUAUUCGUUUUGAACUUACACAUGGAGACCAGCGAAGAUCCAAUGAAAGCGGGUGCUCCUGCUAAUAUCAAAUUUAAAGCACGACUUUUAAAGCAGCUGGUUUCUGCGAUACGCACCCUUCAUCUGAUUCUUUUCCAAACAACGCCUAAGGAACGUAUGGAAAUAAUUAGUCGUGAUCGUAAACGUAUUAAAACCAAAAUGCUGAAAAAUAAUUUGAAAUGGUCACCGCGCAUUCAAACGUGAUACAUAACGGCCGUCCAUAUUUCAGCACAUUAUAUUAGAUUCAUGAAAACUAUUCCAUAACUGAACUAU